AUGGAUGAACAUUUAAUUUCUACAAUUAAUAAGCUACAAGACGCUUUGGCCCCAUUAGGCGGUGGGUCUCAAUCCCCAAUUGAUUUACCACAAAUCACUGUUGUUGGAUCCCAAUCAAGUGGUAAGUCUUCUGUUUUGGAAAAUAUUGUCGGUAGAGACUUCUUACCUCGUGGUACUGGUAUCGUUACUAGAAGGCCAUUGAUUUUACAAUUAAUCAAUAGAAGGAAAUCUAAACCACAGCAAUCAUCUCAAAAUAAUAAUAAAGAUCCUGUUAAGAAAAAUAAUGUUGACGAAGCUGAACAUAAAUUGAAAGAUCUGAGUGUUGGAUCUAACGAAAAUGACAACCAAAAACAACAACAAUCUGGUCAAAGUGAAGAUAAUAAAGAAGAAUGGGGUGAAUUUUUACAUUUACCUGGUAAGAAAUUCUACAAUUUCGAUGAAAUUAGACAAGAAAUCGUCAGGGAAACCGAUAAAGUCACUGGUAAUAAUCUAGGUAUAUCGAGUGUUCCUAUCAAUCUAAGAAUUUAUUCACCUUAUGUUUUAACUUUGACUUUAGUUGAUUUACCAGGGUUAACUAAAGUCCCAGUUGGUGAUCAACCACCUGACAUUGAAAGACAGAUCAAAGAUAUGCUAUUAAAAUACAUUUCUAAACCAAAUGCGAUCAUCUUAUCUGUUAAUGCUGCCAACACUGAUUUGGCUAAUAGUGAUGGUUUGAAAUUGGCACGUGAAGUCGACCCAGAGGGACUCAGAACCAUUGGUGUAUUAACUAAAGUAGAUUUAAUGGACGAAGGUACAGAUGUUAUCGAUAUCUUAGCAGGUAGAGUUAUUCCACUACGUUAUGGCUAUAUACCUGUAAUUAAUCGUGGUCAAAAGGAUAUUGAACAACGCAAAACUAUUAGAGCUGCUUUACAAGAUGAAAAGAAAUUCUUUGAGACUCAUCCAUCGUAUAGUUCCAAAGCACAAUAUUGUGGUACUCCAUAUCUAGCCAAAAAAUUAAACUCGAUUCUAUUACACCAUAUUAGAAACACUCUACCUGAUAUCAGAGCCAAGGUCGAAGCCACAUUGAAGAUCUAUCAAAAUGAAUUAUCUUCAUUAGGUCCAGAAACAGACAUGGGAUCAACCAGUUCGAUUGUCCUUGGUAUGAUCACAGAUUUCGCUAAUGAAUAUAGUGGAAUCCUUGACGGUGAAGCCAAAGAACUAUCAAGCCAAGAAUUAUCAGGUGGUGCACGUAUUUCAUUCGUUUUUCAUGAAGUGUUUAAGAAUGGUAUUAAUUCUAUUGAUCCAUUCGAUCAAAUCAAGGAUGCCGAUAUCCGUACCAUUAUGUAUAACAGUUCAGGUAGUGCACCAUCAUUAUUUGUUGGCACUGAUGCAUUUGAGGUGUUAGUCAAACAACAGAUCAGAAGAUUUGAAGAACCAUCGGUUAGAUUAAUCAAUUUAGUGUUUGAUGAAUUGGUUAGAAUGCUAAAACAGAUCAUUUCACAACCAAAAUAUUCGCGUUAUCCAGCAUUAAGAGAAGCCAUUUCAAAUGAAUUUAUCGAGUAUUUGAAAAAUGCAAUGAUUCCAACUAAUCAAUUUGUCUUAGAUAUCAUUACAUCUGAACAAACAUAUAUCAACACUGCACACCCAGACUUAUUGACAGGUUCAGAAGCUAUGUCGAUGGUCCAACAAAAAUUGCAUCCACAACAGCUACAGCAACAACAACAAAUGCAACCACAACAGAUUUAUGUUGAUGCAAAGACAGGGAAGCCAUUACCUCCAAAUAAACAACCACCACCACCAUCGCAACCAUCGAUGGCUCCAUUGACUCCAAAUAAUAUAUCUGCAUCAUCUAAUGGUGUCAACAGUAAUAAUUCGGAUAACAAAAAUGGAUUCUUUGGUGGAUUCUUUUCAUCCAAGAAUAAGAAGAAGUUGGUAUCAUUGGAAGCACCCCCACCAGUCUUAAAGGCCACAGGACAAAUGACCGAACGUGAGACUUUAGAGACUGAAGUUAUCAAACUAUUAAUAACGAGUUAUUUCAAUAUAGUUAAACGUACAGUAGCUGAUUUGAUUCCAAAGGCAUUGAUGCUAAAACUGAUUGUUAAAUCCAAGAAUGAUAUUCAAAAAGUUUUAUUAGAGAAACUUUAUGGAUCAGAGAUCGAUUUAGAGGAAUUGACACGUGAAAAUGAUGCCACUAUUCAACGUAGAAAAGAAUGUAAGAGAAUGGUUGAGAUUUUAAGACAUGCUAAUGAAAUUGUAUCAUCGGUAUAA
Molecule: messenger RNA, 2247 nt
Organism: Arxiozyma heterogenica
Lineage: Eukaryota; Fungi; Ascomycota; Saccharomycetes; Saccharomycetales; Saccharomycetaceae
Gene: VPS1
Product: dynamin-like GTPase VPS1
Exons: 1
Coding region: 1-2247 (748 amino acids)
Cellular component (GO): cytoplasm; membrane; microtubule
Molecular function (GO): microtubule binding; GTPase activity; GTP binding
Source: RefSeq, a predicted model, not a curated record